AAGAUAUGGCCCAUGUUCAUAGACUUUUCACUUUUGUUAUAUACGUCAUAGUUACAUCACUUAACAGCGUAAAACUAACUCCGACUGGUACCGGAUUCGAUUCGUGGUUAUCAGAAAUCGAAUCAAUAAUGUCGAAUCCUGCAGCCGUCGCCGGCAGAGGAUCAAUCACUCACGUCAUAUUCGACAUGGACGGUCUUCUUCUCGACACUGAGAAGUUUUACACUGAGGUCCAAGAGAUUAUACUUGCUAGGUUCAAUAAAAAAUUUGAUUGGUCUCUUAAGGCUAAAAUGAUGGGUAGAAAAGCAAUAGAAGCUGCCAGGAUCUUUGUUGAAGACAGCGGGAUUAGCGACUCUCUUUCAGCUGAGGACUUCCUUGUCGAGAGAGAGUCAAUGUUGCAAGACCUUUUCCCUACUAGUGAGCUCAUGCCAGGGGCUAGCCGACUCAUCAAGCAUCUCCAUUCAAAGAAUAUUCCAAUAUGUAUCGCUACCGGUACUCACACACGACAUUAUGAUCUAAAAACCCAAAGACACAGAGAGCUUUUCUCAUUGAUGCAUCACAUAGUUCGUGGUGAUGAUCCAGAGGUGAAGCAAGGAAAGCCUGCCCCAGACGGGUUCCUCGCUGCAGCUAGGAGAUUUAAGGACGGUCCUGUGGAUUCACAAAAGGUUCUGGUGUUCGAAGAUGCUCCAUCUGGAGUUCUUGCUGCUAAAAACGCCGGAAUGAACGUGGUGAUGGUACCGGAUCCUAGACUAGAUAUCACUUACCAAGAUGUUGCAGAUCAAAUUAUAACCUCUCUACUCGAUUUUAAACCGGAGGAGUGGGGUUUGCCUCCAUUCGAAGAUUCAAACUAAACGAUACAAGCGUCUUCAAGGUAAUGAUAAAAACUCAAAUCAUGAAAUGGUGAGAAGCUUAGUCUUUGUCUUUAUUAUAUCGUUUUGGCAUGUACAUGACAAGGCCAUGCUGCAUUAUGUCGUCAAGGGUUCUAUGAUUUUCUGGCUAUUGAAGAUAUAAAAAUAAACCAAGUGGUGACAUGACGAGAGACCAAACAAAAAAUUGCCUCAACGUUUAAACAAAUUUUUUUUGUACAACUACUCUUACCCACAAGUUUCAACAUUGGCUUAUCUUAUUUUGUUCUUGUCGGGAUAGCUGAAUUGAUUCCUCUUUAUGGUUUGGAAUCUCUCUUCUUUACGCAUCACUAACAUGUGUUGUUACUGCAUAAAAUUAAUACUCUCGUCCUUUCUUCAAA
This is a messenger RNA of Arabidopsis lyrata subsp. lyrata, 1243 nucleotides long. RefSeq names its product (DL)-glycerol-3-phosphatase 2. Lineage: Eukaryota; Viridiplantae; Streptophyta; Magnoliopsida; Brassicales; Brassicaceae. Gene Ontology annotation, biological process: glycerol biosynthetic process. Gene Ontology annotation, molecular function: sn-glycerol 3-phosphatase activity. Bases 6 to 848 code for a protein of 280 amino acids. The transcript is spliced from 6 exons. The record is from RefSeq and is a predicted model, not a curated record.